Centruroides sculpturatus (bark scorpion) is the source of this 1409-nucleotide messenger RNA. RefSeq lists its product as uncharacterized. Gene Ontology annotation, biological process: neurogenesis. NCBI's taxonomy places the organism in Eukaryota, Metazoa, Arthropoda, Arachnida, Scorpiones, Buthidae. The record is from RefSeq and is a predicted model, not a curated record. The coding region runs from base 116 to 1330 and encodes 404 amino acids. Gene Ontology annotation, cellular component: cytosol. The transcript has 2 exons. Gene Ontology annotation, molecular function: protein binding.
UUAACGACUAAUAUAUUAAUAACAUAACAAUACUGUGAAACGAGUCCAUUAUUGCUUUUAAUUCAAUUCUCUCUUCUUAUAAAAAUUUUUAAGAAUUCGUAAUAAACAUAUAAAAAUGGAUUUCGUUAGAGUCAUUUGCAAGGACAAACAAGAAAUAAUGUUUUCACGAUCCAUACUUUCUAAAGAAAGUGCGAGAAUAUCAGCCAUGCUUCGUCGUCACUCAAAUGUACAAGUAAUGUCGUUUUACUUACCAUAUUCUAUAGACAUUUUGCAGCAAAUACACGAAUACUUAGAGGAAGGACGUAUAAAUAUCACAUCUACGACAAAUGCAAUAAACUUACUCUUCGUAACUACAAGAUUACUUAUAAAUCGUUUAAGUACAGAAUGCCGAAAGUACGUGAUUAAGCAAUUGACGAGUGAAGACGUCUGUCACGUGUAUGAUUUUGCUGAUCAAAACAAAGACGUUAAGUUAUUAUUUAUUUGUUGGAAAAAGUUCGAUUCUGAUUGGCAUCGAAUAUUUAAUUCAGAAAAAUGGCUAGAUUGCAGUGGAAUUACUAUCUACAGACUCGUUUCAAGACCGAUAUAUAGACGUGUAAACGAGAUAGAUAUCUUCAAUGUCGUUUUACAGUGGGCCAAAAAAAGAGUUACUCGGAACAAGUCUCUUCGAGAAGUCAUGAAAUCCUUCAUCCCGAAGCUUAGAUUUUUAACAAUGCCACCAGAAUUAUUAGAAUGUAUGGUAUUCAACGAGCCAAUCUUAACGGAUUUAGAGAAAGAUGCGAUAAGAUGCUAUUUUCAAACGAACGAAACGUGGUUCCUUCCACAGAAUAUUUGUACGAUCGAGUGUCCUAGAAGCGAAGAUCAGCCUUCAAUGUGGUUUUCGUAUUGCAACAGAGACACGGAGGUCGUUGAAGAAAGAAAGAACGUCAGUGAUAAUAUUCGAUUCGUCUGUGAAAUAGCGGUCAAGGAAAGUUGUUAUAUCAGAAGUUUUUAUCUCCCUGUCACUCAUAAUAGUAAAAAUACAGUGAAUGUAAAAUUACGUUAUUCUUACAAUUUGGAUAAAUGGGUGACCUCCAAAUUAAUACUUACGUGUACUAGACAGGGAUUUGUUCAUUUGUCUUUUCCUAUAGUCGCAACGAAGUUUACUUUUUGUAGAAUGAUUGCUAGAAUUUCCAAAGACGAUAUCAUUCCUGAAAAUCAAAUAAGAAUUAAUCCUCAGGCAAAUCGUUACAGACCACUGCAAUGGAUCAUCAGAGAACGUUAUAAAGAUGAAAAUAUGGAGUUCGAAGAUGACGCUGAAUAUAUUUACUUCGACGUUAAUCCUUACUUUUGAAGAUUGAAAAAUAAGAAUUAAAUUUUAUAUGUAGUUCUAUUUUUUGGUUAAUUAAAUAAACAUACAAAAUUUCCUUUGA